This is a messenger RNA of Adineta ricciae, 366 nucleotides long. The record is from the annotation of a GenBank genome assembly. Lineage: Eukaryota; Metazoa; Rotifera; Eurotatoria; Adinetida; Adinetidae.
AUGGCUCAAUCCACUGAAGAAUCAGUUUUGGAUAAGUUGCUUAAAACACGUUAUCCAUUAACGUAUUAUUUGAGUCGACAACAACAGUUCAUUAAUUCAUACUCUACAGCGUCAAGUACUAUCGCACCGGUCCCUUCUGAUCCUGUGAAAAAUAUUGCACAUAAACAAAAAGCACAAUUACCACCUCCAGCUUGCUUUAAUGUUCCUGAUACACUUGAUUUCAAUGCCACAUCAUAUGAACAAAAUGAGGAAAUGGAUCAAAAUUCAGGCUUAGAAGACGAGGAUGAUUAUGGACAAGGAUUUGAUGAAAGUUUAUUACUAAAAAACAUUAGCAACCAAUUCGAUGAUACUCAUAGUUACGAAUGA